This is a messenger RNA of Petromyzon marinus (sea lamprey), 3113 nucleotides long. RefSeq names its product ras-related protein Rab-11B. The record is from RefSeq and is a predicted model, not a curated record. Lineage: Eukaryota; Metazoa; Chordata; Hyperoartia; Petromyzontiformes; Petromyzontidae. Gene Ontology annotation, molecular function: GTP binding; GTPase activity.
CCUCCUCUUCCUUGCUAGCCUCCGCCCCCUCCGCCGUGGCCACGCCCGCCAGCGGGGGUGGGCAGUCGCGAAGCAGCAGUCACGGACACUGCGGCACCACCGCCUCAUGACGGCCAAGAUGGGAGCCAGGGACGACGAGUACGACUACCUCUUCAAAGUGGUGCUGAUUGGAGACUCCGGCGUGGGAAAGAGUAAUCUGCUGUCGCGCUUCACGCGCAACGAGUUCAACCUGGAGAGCAAGAGCACCAUCGGCGUGGAGUUCGCCACGCGCAGUAUCCAGGUGGACGGCAAGACCAUCAAGGCGCAGAUCUGGGACACGGCCGGGCAGGAGCGCUACCGUGCCAUCACCUCCGCUUACUAUCGUGGAGCGGUGGGCGCGCUACUGGUGUACGACAUCGCCAAGCACCUGACGUACGAGAACGUGGAGCGCUGGCUCAAGGAGCUGCGCGACCACGCCGACAGCAACAUCGUCAUCAUGCUCGUGGGCAACAAGAGCGACCUGCGGCACCUGCGCGCCGUGCCCACCGACGAAGCGCGCGCCUUCGCCGAGAAGAACAAUCUUUCGUUCAUCGAGACGUCCGCUUUGGACUCCACGAAUGUCGAGGCCGCCUUUCAGAACAUCCUUGCGGAGAUCUACCGGAUUGUCUCUCAGAAGCAGAUCUCGGACCGGGCCGGCCAUGACGAUUCCCCGAGCAACAACGUGGUGGACAUCACCGUGCCCCCCACCUCGGAGCAUGGCAAAUCCAACCGCUUCCAGUGCUGCCAGAGCCUCUGAAUGCUCGGCCCCUUGUCCCUCUCUUUUUCUCUUACCUCUCUCUCUCUGCGUCUCUUCUCUAUCUCCUUUUCUCUCUUUCUCCCCCUCUCUCCAAGGGCCAAUCGUGAGUGUAAUCCACCCCCCCCCCCACCUCGCGCGCGCGUGAGCCGCUCUCUCUCUCUCUCUCUCCAGUGUGUCUUUGCCCCCGGCCUCCGGUCAGGCCUCCCGGAAGGACCGACCGUCCUCACUUUGCGUUUCCGUAGAGCUUUGUUGGCAGCCUUGCUUGCCGUGCGCGUGGAGCCUCGGGUAGUUUUUAGCCGGACGUCGCUUCGGUCGUGUGCCGUGCGCGGGGCUGUUUUGGCGAACCGGAGCUAGGGGGCCGUCUCCUCCCGUUGUCACGGCCGCCGCCAAUCAAAUCCCGUCGACGUUUGUGGUUAUUAUUUCCGUUUGAUGUGGAAUUUGCGGAGAAUGCAGCAUUAACGUGAGUGUUUUAUCGUGCGGUUGUCACGUCUGCUAUCCAGAGCGUCGCUUUAUUAAUAAUGGAGCAUGCCGGCAUGUGUACGUGAGCGUGCGUGAGAGGUGUGGGUGGGGGGGGGGCGGGGGGGGGUGUCCCUAUUCACGCUUUACCUUUGGCACAGACGAUGACCCGUGCGUGUGUGGCAGUGUGUGUGUGCGUGCGUUAGCCCACGUGCGUUUGUGCAUUUACCCGUGUGUGUGUGUGUGUGUGCGCACGUGUCUGCAUACAUUUGUGGAGGUUCUCUUCAGACAUAAGUUGGCGUUUCACUGGUAGGGCAUGGGUUGUAGGGCUCAUUCAUGAGAUUCAAAGGCACUUGUUUUUAAAACCAAGAUUGACAUUUUUCCAUUGUCACAUUACUUGACUGUCACAUUCGGUUUUAAAGUUUCUUUAAUUCACGCGGCUGCAAAUUGUGUUUUAUUUUUAUUUUUUAUACUAACCGUAAACGAAUCACUUGGAGUAUACAUUAAAACGCAUCGUUAGCUUCACACGGGGCAGGGGAAGGGGGAAAACGGGUCUUUUGGGGAAUGGUGUGGCGCUGGUCGGUGGUGCCCCGGGGUAUCAGGCCACAGUCAGCGGCUUCAGAUUUCUGGGCACCUCCGCUGUGGCACCCCCCCGCCCCCAACCUCCGUUUGUCGAUUCACGAGAUUCCGAGUUCCACGCAGCUUAGCACUACUCGCCAUCGCCGCGGCUUUGGGAACGAGCACGGUAUGGCACUGCCUUCAUAGUUAUGCCAUCUAUUUCAUUGCUCCUUGUAAGCAUUGAUUCGUUGUUUUUUAGGCUACCGCCUUGUAACCUCGCCCCCACUGUUGACAGCCGACAGGAGGGCCCCGCCCCCCCGGUUUGUGUGUCGGUGUGAAGAUGGGUUCUGCUGUUACUUAAUGGAACAUUUUCCAAAUUGCUCUUAUUUUCCUCUUGGCAAUUGCUGGAUCCGGUCCCUCCCAUCAGCGUGCGCGAAACCAAUCUGCAGAUUCCAGUAAGAACCGCGGAGUUGUUUCAAGUGCCGUUUACGUUUAAAGAAAAAAACACAACCGAUGGGGACGAGGGGGGUUCAGAGGAGGUGAGAUUCCACCGCAGUCCAUUGCCGGACGUGUCGACUGAGACGGCCUUUAACCGGCAAAGUUACCUUUCAAGAUAAUGAGCAAAGCUUUGGGAAAACCAGAAAAAGACAUCAGUUGGUGUCUGUGCAACGCCUUGCGGUCCACCAAAGUCACCGAGACCUUAGUCCCUGGGCCAGAGCAAAAACUGGUACCACCUAAAAGGUAGCAGAACUUUGGUCCACACCGAUUUGUGUUGUUGGCAAGGCUAAUACGAGUGGGAUUACUUGAUAAUCCCGCUCGUUUGAAGUGGUUAUCACGUAAUUCCCCAUUAUUGGCCACCACAGAGAUAUUGGAAGCGCUGAAGUGAUGUGACCUCGCGUGGUCCUGACGAGUGAAACAACUGGUCUGGGGCUCGUGGGGCUCCCUGUGCCCACUCUGCAUGCUUCAGCUUUGGGAGUGCAGCCAGCAACAUUGGUGUCUCAUCGUCAACAUCGUCAUCUCUAUCAUCGUCGUCGCUAAGCAUCUUGUGAAGAAGUAUUUUUUGUACGAUAUUGGCUUCACUAUUUAUUUAGAGUUGUGUUGGGGUUUUUUUUUUUACGGAUGUCUUAAGUUAUGCUUGAUUACGUGUGUAACAAAACGAUCACAAUAUUAUGCGUAUGGUAACGUCAAAACUUAAUACAGACGAGUAUGUUGUAGUAGUUCAGGAUAAUUCCUGGUGUCUGCUGUAAUCUUAAUUAUAAUAAAGUUGAUGAUGCUAAAAACAACAAUAAUAGUAAUAAUUAUAAUAAACGGAUUUUAAACUUCA